AUGGAUUGGGUCUUAUCACUGACCCAAGUGUUGGGCGGCUGCUGCUCUAAUGUUUUCCUGUUUGAAAAGCUUCUUAACGAUGCUAAAGAAUUUCCGGAUUCUCCCGAUAUAGGCUCAUUGGUUACUUUUUGCCAAUUUGUUCUGGUAGCGUUGGUUUCAGCAUAUCCACUUAUUGACUCCCAACACUCAUCAUGGAGGCGUCUAUAUCUCCGACAGACUCACAUUCCUAUAGCCAAACUAACUUGGAUGGUUUCUUUGUUCUUUGUGGUUUCGGUGCUCAAUAAUUCAGUAUGGAGAUUUGGUCUUAGUGUUCCAAUUCAUAUUAUGUUUAGAUCCAGCAGCACGGUGAUCACCAUGACAGUAGGUUACUUUUUUGGAGGAAAGCACUAUAGUCGGAUCCAAGUACUUUCUUCGAUUUUGGUCAGUGUGGGUGCAAUAUUGGCUAUUUCCCUGCGAAAUACGGACCGUCUUGAAUGGCUGAUUGAUAACGUGGACUGGCGAUUUGCUUUUGGAAUCCUUGUUCUCUCCACUGCCUCAGUACUAGGAGCAUUUUUGGGUAUCUACACAGAGAACAUCUACGCCAGAUACGGCAACCAUUGGCAAGAAAUGCUAUUUUACACACAUCUUCUAGGGAUUCCGCUUUUUGGUAUUCUCGGAAGCUCCAUAUUCCACGAUAUAAAGACCUUAUGGUCCGCAGGAUCCAGGAUAGUGCUUUCCAAAAACUUCUCGUUGACAAUUCUGGAGCUGAUGGCAUAUCUCUUACUUAAUUGUGUAUCUCAGGUGAUAUGUGCUCGAGGAGUCAAUUAUCUCUGUGGAAUUGCCUCCUCACUCACUGUCACCAUAGUGUUGUUGGGGAGAAAGUUCGUGAGUCUUGCCCUUAGUGCCUACGUCUUUGGGAAUCACUUCAAUAAGCAAGGUUACUUGGGUGCUGGAAUUUUGGUGGUGGGUACAGUUCUAUAUAGUAUAGCCACUCUCCAGCGUAAGCCCAAAGUCGACUAG
This is a messenger RNA of Sungouiella intermedia, 999 nucleotides long. The record is from the annotation of a GenBank genome assembly. NCBI's taxonomy places the organism in Eukaryota, Fungi, Ascomycota, Pichiomycetes, Serinales, Metschnikowiaceae.